UGCUCAGCUAGCCUCCAUCAUUGAGGUUUUGGCGAAUGCAGCCGUUGCCGAAAUCUGCAAACUUGUAGAUGACGGCCAUGCUGCCUUACGGUUGGAAAUUUCCCAUAGRCAGAAAGAAAUCGAUAACCUGCGGAGGAAGCUGCUUUUGACAAAAUUCCAUAAUUCUCGGCGGAGCGCAGAGAGAUUUGGAGCCCUGCGACGCACAGUUCACAGGCGAGUGGACACGGAUCAUGUUGCCCGGGAGAGAGAGAGCUUCGUAGAAAAGGCAAAAAGCAGACUUGGAUAUUUGGAAAAUCGUUUUGCCUAUAGUGAAGGGGGCAAAUGUAUGCAGGAUGUCACCAACCGGAGAGACGCAGGACGCACAGCGACAGACCAGGAUGGGGCCAUGCAGAUGGCAGAUAUGCAAGAGGCACCUCUUAUCAAAAUGGAAAAUCUUGACACCAGCAUYACGGAAGAGAUUGUCCAACCGGUCAGUGAGAGCAGUGAGAAGAUCAUUGUAGCAGAACCAGGUUCUUCAUCAUCUACUGAAACCACAGACCUUCUGGACCAGCAGGGCAACAGACACAGAGCUCCAGACACCUCACUCAAUAUKGAACCUGYAAACCAGACSUUCCAGCAUCCAGCYUCACAAUACAACAGAGCAAGACAGGACCAUCAGGUUGCUGAGGGUGUGACCUGGGAAACUGACCAUCAACCCAUAGAAUACAGCCUGUCCCAAUGGACAGAGAACCAAGAGACUGACAACCAAACUGUGAAUGCUCCUCACAAUGCCUGGCCAGACUUCAAGAGGCUGUCUGGACAUCCAGAGAGGAGAGGGGCGCAGAUAGCCUCCAUCAUGGAGGUGCUAGCCAAUGCGGCUGUUGCCGAAAUCUGCAAAGUUGUUGACGAUGGCUAUGCGGUUGUACAUCUGGAGAUGACUCAAAGCCACAAGGAGAACGAAUUUCUCCGGAGGAAAUGA
Messenger RNA from Salvelinus sp. IW2-2015, 958 nucleotides. RefSeq lists its product as uncharacterized. The record is from RefSeq and is a predicted model, not a curated record. Bases 326 to 958 code for a protein of 210 amino acids. Lineage: Eukaryota; Metazoa; Chordata; Actinopteri; Salmoniformes; Salmonidae. The transcript has 5 exons.